AGGAGAGGUCUGCGCCCUCAUCGGCUGUCUGCAGUGAAAAAUGGAGCAACAAGGAGAGCAGAGGCACAAAACUCCAGGGCGAUCUCCUCCCGGUCUGACGUACCCAAAACUGCUGGUAUAAAUGAAUUCGCGGCGUCACCAGGCUCAGAUGAUUCGCAGCACCAGUGAGCGCACCGGGCUGUCAACACUCACGGGCUAUAACACGCGCAAUAUCCCCCCGCCCCCCUCACAAACACACACACACACACACUCACAAACACGCCUGCGUCAUGCGUCCUGAGAGCGACUGCACGAACUCGGUAACUCCGAUGGACCCCGGUAAAACGCACAGCAGCAGCAGUUUGAGGGGCUGACUGUAUCCCGCAUUUCUGUCCAGAAGCGCGGGUGUGCCCCCCCGCCCCCCAACCCCACCCCCCACACACCUUCACCACUGCUCUGGGAAAGUUGCGCUCUGAGUGUGGUCGCAUCAUGGAUUUUUUAACCACAAGCGGCAACGACAGCAACGCGACCGCCAGCGGUUACCCUCACGGGGUGGACGUGGUCGCCGACUGGGACGGGGGCGAGAAUGGCACGGGGUCUGGGUCUCUGCCAGACGUGGAGCUGAGUUACCAGAUAAUCACCUCUCUGCUCCUGGGGUCCCUCAUCCUCUGCUCCAUAUUUGGCAAUGCGUGCGUCGUGGCAGCCAUCGCCCUGGAGAGAUCUCUCCAGAACGUGGCUAACUAUCUGAUCGGAUCUCUGGCCGUGACCGACCUCAUGGUAUCGGUGCUGGUUCUGCCGAUGGCGGCCCUCUACCAGGUUUUGAACAAGUGGACACUGGGACAGGAGAUCUGUGAUUUAUUCAUCUCUCUGGAUGUACUGUGCUGCACAUCAUCCAUCCUGCAUCUGUGCGCAAUUGCCUUGGACAGGUACUGGGCCAUAACAGACCCAAUUGACUAUGUAAAUAAACGGACACCAAGGCGAGCUGCGCUCUUGAUUAGCGUGACUUGGCUAGUUGGUUUCUCCAUCUCUAUUCCGCCUAUGUUAGGCUGGAGAAGCGCCGAAGACAGGGCGAACCCCGACGCUUGCAUCAUCAGCCAGGACCCGGGCUACACCAUCUACUCCACGUUUGGGGCUUUUUACAUCCCCCUUAUCCUCAUGUUGGUCCUGUACGGGCGGAUAUUCAAGGCUGCUCGCUUUCGGAUUCGAAAGACAGUUAAGAAAACCGAGACAGCACAAGUGUCAGACAAGUGCUUGACCGUGUCUCCGGCCAUCUUCCACAAGAAAACCAACGGGGAGGCCGGGGGCAAAGGCUGGAAGCGCAGCGACGAGUCGAAAACAAGCUCCCCGUGCGUAAACGGCGCGGUGAAGCAUGGAGAAGAGGGUGAGUCGUUAGAGAUCAUAGAAGUUAUCAGCAACUCGAAGACGCACCUGCCUCUGCCCAACACCCCUCAGUCCUCGCAGGGCUACGAGAACAUGAAUGAAAAGAACUCGGGGGCGAAGAGGAAGAUCGCGCUGGCCCGAGAGCGCAAAACGGUGAAAACGCUGGGGAUCAUCAUGGGAACUUUCAUCUUCUGCUGGCUGCCCUUCUUCAUCGUCGCGCUGGUGCUGCCUUUCUGUGCGGAGAGCUGCUACAUGCCCGACUGGCUUGGCGCAGUCAUAAACUGGCUGGGCUACUCCAACUCUCUCCUCAACCCCAUCAUAUAUGCCUACUUCAACAAAGACUUCCAAAGUGCUUUCAAGAAGAUUUUAAAAUGCAAAUUCCACAGGCCGUAACCACACACGGCAAAAAAAAGAAAACGCGUCUUGAACGUAAACGUGGAGUAAUUAAAUGGACUGUAUGGACCUGCAAAAAGUAACCCACAGACUUUCAUUCAGGGACUGUCUCUUUUCGGUGUGUGUUUUAAGGACCAUGUAAAAAAAACAAAAAAGAAAAUCCGCAGGUCACUGGCCGCUGAUGAAAUGAGACAGGACAGGAACAGUCGCUGUUAAUGUACAAGCUCAUGUUUAUUCAGUGUUGUAGCUACAGUAUAUAGCCUAUAUGCGACGGCAGCCAUCGUUGUAUUGCCAUGCCAAGACGUGUCAUGUGCCGAUUCCAUGCAUUUUAUCAUGAGACACGCGGGGUUUCCGUCCUACAUCACGAGCUUUGUAGCACUGAAACAAUAAAAGCAAUCAGAGUUUGUCCUUAAGAAAUACGAGUCAAUUUUUCAUUUAGAAAAUCAGACAGUAAUGA
Lates calcarifer (barramundi perch) is the source of this 2209-nucleotide messenger RNA. It is a transcript of the gene htr1aa, whose product is annotated as 5-hydroxytryptamine (serotonin) receptor 1A a. Gene Ontology annotation, biological process: regulation of hormone secretion; adenylate cyclase-activating adrenergic receptor signaling pathway; regulation of vasoconstriction. The transcript has a single exon. The coding region runs from base 469 to 1752 and encodes 427 amino acids. Gene Ontology annotation, cellular component: plasma membrane. The record is from RefSeq and is a predicted model, not a curated record. Gene Ontology annotation, molecular function: G protein-coupled serotonin receptor activity. NCBI's taxonomy places the organism in Eukaryota, Metazoa, Chordata, Actinopteri, Centropomidae.